Messenger RNA from Microplitis mediator, 10774 nucleotides. It is a transcript of the gene trx, whose product is annotated as histone-lysine N-methyltransferase trithorax. The coding region runs from base 556 to 10749 and encodes 3397 amino acids. Lineage: Eukaryota; Metazoa; Arthropoda; Insecta; Hymenoptera; Braconidae. Gene Ontology annotation, biological process: positive regulation of DNA-templated transcription. Gene Ontology annotation, molecular function: protein binding; sequence-specific DNA binding; zinc ion binding. The record is from RefSeq and is a predicted model, not a curated record. Gene Ontology annotation, cellular component: nucleus; histone methyltransferase complex. The transcript has 6 exons.
AUAAUAAAUAAAGUUUAAUAAAAUAAAAUAUAUAUAUAUAUACAUAUAUAUACAUAUACCUAUAAUAUAAUAACAAGAAGUGCAACUAUCAGAUAUACUACUAAUAAAAAACUACACUACACAACUCAGACAUAGUAUUAAAGAUAUAUUAUAUAUAUGUAUAUAUAGAUAUAUAUAUAUGUAUGUAUGUAUGUAUAAAAAAAAGAGUGUAGUAAGUGUAGUAUGUACUGUAAGUAAAGUGAGUUGGUUGGUUAGUUAACAUACUACAAGUUAAGACUUAGCGGUGUAUGCGCGCCUUCUUAAUUCUUCUUUACCUUGGUGUUGUUAUAUUUAACGUAAAUUGUGUGUUGUGCAAAGGUUAAGAUAAAUUAUAUAUGAAUAUAUCUAUAUAUAUAUGUGUGUAUAUAGACGGAUUACGAUAAUUAUAAUUUAUUGAGAUAAAUACUAUUUGUAAUGAGGAAAAAAAAGUGAUUUAAUAUCAAGGUGGUGUGAAAUGAUAAAUAUAAGGAUGUUUAUUAUUGAGCGUUGAAGAAAAGCCGAGGGCGGCUAAAAAUCAUGGGAAGAUCGAAGUUUCCAGGCAAGCCGCCGAAAACGGUAACCAGAAAACGAAUCAAGGUUCUCGGGCGGCCAGAAACAACUCAAAGUGAUUCCGUAACCGUUGCUGAAAACAUUUACUAUGGACUUUCACUGUUCAAUGAAACAUUUGGCGAUAAUGAGAAAGAACGUCGCCCAUUCCAUGGUUUUAGCAGCAAAGAAGCUAAAUUAUCAGUAUCAUAUAUAAAAACAACAAAACAAGAUACCGAUAAUGAUAAAAAAAUAAAUUCAAAUGACAAAAUAAAAACAAACGAAUCAUUGACAGAAAAUUUAUUAUUAAAACCAUUGGAAAAUGAAACUAAUCAACAAUUAAAAAACAACGAUCACAAUAAUAGUAAUUUAUCAGGAAGUACAAGUAAUAGUAAUAUUGUUAAAGAAACGGUAAACGUUAAUAAAAAUCUAAAUAACGAUGAUGAGAAAAAAUUGAAGAGUGGCAAUAAAUCAAAAGUUGGUAAAGGGGUUGUUAAGUUCAAACGUGUUGUACGUACACCGAUACUUAAAGCUGUUAAUAAUAUAUUAGAUCGUCAUCAACGCACACGACAGCUCCGUAAUAGUACAGCUAAACGUUUAUUACAAAGGGCUAAGUACAACAUUUCGUCAAAUAAUCGUAACAUUACAAUUCAGUCUAGUGAUAAAUCUAAUGCUAUUAAAAAAUUCGUCCUUCCAAUGCGCAGUGCACAUUCAUCGCGCGUUAUCAAGCCAAAUAAAAGAUUUAUUGAGGAGUUAGAACAGAGUCCUAGCAAUGACGAUGAUGGAAAACAGUCCAAGAAAGCCAAGGCGUCGAAUAAAAACAAUCGUAAUGUCAAAUCUAAAUUGAAGCAAUAUAAAAAUAAUUCGAGCCCAUCGAAAUCAUUGAAAAAUUACAAGUCUGUCAAGGGUAAGGAAGACACUAGAUUUAAAAGAAACGGAGCGCAGGUAAAAAAAUCAACGAGUUUAAUCAGCAAAACAAAAGUAAAACACAAAAUGAAUGAUAAUAUCAAUUCGACAUCAGUGACAUCAAUUAAUAAAUCAUCAGAAUCAAGCUCGAGUGAAUCAUUAUUAUUAAAAGUUCUUCCUAAUUUGAAUACUCCAAAUGUUGAGUCUUCCAGAGUUAAAACACGAUUGAGGAUACCCAGUGAAAAUACUAUCGAUGCUGAUAAUUUGUUGUCAUUGAAUAAUGAAAACAGUAUACGAGAUAAUAAAAAAAUUGAUUUUAUCAGUUCAAUUAUUUCAUCAUCAUCCUCGUCUUCGGAUGAUAAUAAUGAUUGUAUGGAGGAUACUGUUAGUAAUUAUGAUAUUGCCAGUGAAAAUCCACUUGAUACAUUUGAAUCUGAUAGCUCAUUAUCAGAAAGUACCAGUGAGAGUAAUCACAACAGCGAAGAUGAACAGUCUGAGUGGACCGGUAUGAAAUUAGACGGUGGUAAAGUGAUAUUACGUAAAGCGAGAUUAAAACUUGAGAAUAAAAAUCCAGGAGGUACUGAAGGUCCUUUUUCAGUUACAAAUAUUCAACAUCAGCACCAUCAUCAGCAUCAGCAACACAGUCAUAGUAAUAGUAAUAUUAGUAGUAAUAAUAAUAAUAGUAAUAGUAAUAGUAAUAAUAGUAGUAAUAACAAUGGAAGUAUUAAUUCAGGUUUAACUGGUACAGUUAAAUGUGGAGUAUGUGGUGCCGUACGUUUUUAUCGUUUCGUUAAACAAGCACGUAAAUUUGGUAUCUACAGUUGUGAAUCGUGUCGUAAAUUUAUCAGUAAGAUAAUAAAGCAUCAAGCUUGCGCUAAGUCUACCAAUACGACGCUUCCUGUAUUGCAGUGUCACAAAGGUGAUGGUCUGUGUUUAGUGCCUCCAGUUGUACGCAGUCAGCAGUGGAAUUUAAUGAGAUGCGCUUAUAAAGCGCGUUGUCCAGCUUGUUGGCUUAAAAUGUGUCUGAAAUGCUACAAUAUACCUACGUCUGUUAAAGCAGGAUUAAAUACUUUACUUCCGCCUUUACUUAGAGAUCCUUUGAUGUCAUUGGGGUCCAUUAAUCAGGACAGCAGUGAAGUAAUUUGUGGUCAAAAAAAUCUUUCAACAAAAAUAAAUUGGCCAGCUGAAGACAGUUUGGAAAAAAAUCUAUUCAAGUCAGCAAUAAGUUGGACAGGAAUACAGGAGAGGAAGGUUGGGUAUCAAAGUGGUCAAGGAUUAUUGACAAAUAAAUUCAAUAAAGUUGAUUAUCCGAUAUCUAUGUCGCUGAGUAAAAAAAGAAAAAAAGAUACGAGAAUAAAAAUACGUAAGAAAAUAAAAAGUCCACUGGUAUUAUCACCCCCGUCAGCCUGUUCGUCGCCUACUGUCGGGCAGUCUACUCAGUCGCUUCGACAGAGGGUUGAUCUCAAAGGUCCGCGGGUUAAACAUGUCUGCCGUAGUGCUAGUGUCGCACUUGGUCAACCAAUAGCGACAUUUCCUUCAGCAGAUGAAAAAGAUGAGUCUGAUGUCAAUAGCAAGAGUCUGGUGAGCACUAAAAUUAAGGACGAAGAAAAAAGGCCGGAUACCAGGGAAAAAGUAUCGAAAAGUAAUCGAGAAAAUAAUGCCAAUUCGACGAAUAAUAAUAUCGUACAAAUGUCUUAUGUCAAAAAAACUAAAACCCAAUCAAACAAUUUGGUAUCGAGUAAUCACAGCGUACGUGCACUUGCUAAAUUAACGAAAAAUAAAAUUCAUGAAAUAUCUAUUGAUUUUUGGGAGCAGUACGACCCAACGGAAGUUGGUGCUAAAGGUUUUGCUCUGAUUGCAUCGGAAAUUUUUCCUAUUCCCGCCAUUUGUUUUCUUUGCGGUAGUGCUGGAAAAGAAUCUUUAAUUCACUGUCAAUGUUGUUGCGAGCCCUACCACGCGUUCUGUCUUGAACCCAGCGAGUGGAAUGCCUGCGUCCAACCAGACUGGUGCUGUCCACGUUGUACGAUCUGUCAAACAUGUUCUCUAAGAACCGGGCCAAAAUUAUCGUGUAUACGUUGCCGUCAAUCUUUUCAUCAUUCGUGUCUGUCAAAGUCGGGCGUAAAUGCCAGACUCUACAGCCCAGAUCGGCCUUAUAUUUGUCAAAAUUGCGUUAAAUGUAAAAGCUGCGGCAGCGAAGGCGUUAAUGUUUACGUUGGUAAUUUACCUCUAUGUUCAAUGUGCUUUAAAUUACGUCAACGUGGUAACUAUUGUCCGCUAUGUCAGCGUUGCUACAAUGAAAAUGAUUUCAAUACUAAAAUGAUGGAAUGUAACGAGUGUUCAUGUUGGGUUCAUGCCCAGUGUGAAGGUUUGUCCGAUGAAUUUUAUCAAGUAUUGAGUUAUUUACCAGAUUCAAUUGAAUUUACAUGCAGUCAAUGUUCUCCAAAUCAAAAUUCAACAUCAUGGCGUAGUGCUAUUGACAAGGAAUUAAAAUCUGGUUUUGUUGCUGUGCUAAAAUCACUGAGUAAAAACCGUAAGGUCUGUAAUGCCCUUAAUUGGAGUCCAAGAAAAGAGUGCCUGUGUAAGCCAAUUGUCAGUGUAAGAAAAUUAUUAGAUUUUUCUGACACUGAUAAUAACACUAGUAAGCUUAAUAACAAUAAAGAGUUGACAGUAACUGAUAAUAAUGAGUCUGAAGAUAAUAAUUCAGAUAAAUAUUCAAACAAUGGUGAUAAUAAUAAAGUUGAUCCUCUAAGUCGGUUUGACUUUGAAGUUGACGAGCAGCAACAACAGCCACAAGAAGUUCCACGCAGGGGUUUAAGAAAACUGAAACAAAAAUUUCAUCUCAAAGAAUGCUCAGUACGUGUAAAAAAUUGUAUUGUCAAAGAUGGUAAUGAUUCUAGUAGCAAUAGCGAGUCUAAUAAUCAUCAGUCAUUAAAUACAAACUAUAGUUCUUCAAAUACAACACGUGAGUGUAUGUGUCUAGAUGAAAAUAUUUUAAUGAAACCAUCGCCAAGUCUUAUGUCCGUAAAACGUAAAGUAAAUAACAAUGAAUAUCAAUCUCUUUUUCAAUUUCACUGUGAUAUGGACCAUGUUGUCAAUAGAGCUGGUAAACAAGAUCUCACGGUACUUUAUCAUAGAUCUCUACAAGAAAUAUUUCCAUGGUUUGAUCCUAAUCAAGCUAAAGUUAAUUCUUAUGACGAUGAAUUGUCAUCUUCUUCAACUGAGAUUGAUGGUGAUGGUGAUUCAUCAGUAUCUAAAUUAAAUGAUUCUAUUUUAGAAACGUGGAAAGAGGAAGUUGUUAAGGCAUCGAAAGCUAUUACUAUGAGAACGGGAAAUAUUUACAGUGAAGUCCAACUGGAAGACACGAGACUCUGUGCUCUGUGCAAAGCUACAGGAGAUGGUAAAGAAAAUCGUGAAGGCCGGCUGCUGUAUUGCGGACAGAAUGAAUGGGUCCACGCUAAUUGCGCUCUCUGGUCUAAUGAAGUAUUUGAGGAGAUUGACGGAUCACUACAAAAUGUCCACAGCGCUAUUUCACGUGGACGUAUGAUCAGAUGCGGCGAGUGCGGUAAGAAGGGCGCAAGUGUUGGCUGCUGUGCUAAAAAUUGCGGCAAUACGUUUCAUUAUCCGUGUGCGAGAAAUGCUGGGCUAGGAUUAAAUGAUGACAAGACAAUUUAUUGCGCAUUACAUUUAUCAAAUUGUAUUAAUAAAAAUCAAAAUGAUGAAGAUAAUUUUAGUUUAAAGAGGCUCGUUUACGUUGAGAUUGAGAGAAAAAAGAAAAAAUUUGUCGAACCUGACAAAGUUAAAGUGAUGAUUGGCUCUCUUAUGGUUGACUGUUUGGGUACAGUCGUUCCUGAAUUUUCCGAUACUGCUGAUAAAAUAAUUCCCACUAAUUACAAGUGCUCGAGGCUUUAUUGGUCAACUAAAAAUCCACUGAAAAUAGUCAGGUAUUACAUACGUACAUAUAUUAAAACAUGUACGACAGAUAUUAAUUUAGAUAUGGACCAUAAUGUGACAAUAGAUCAUUCGAAAGAACAAGAGGCUGAAGAACGUCAAAAAAUAGAUAAUUUAAUUGUCAAGCAAACACUUGAUUCAUUAAUUGAUUCUGUUUAUAAUCGUGAGAUGGAUGACAAUCUUGCCGAGCAAAAUAAUACUGAUUUAUUGCCACCAGAAAUAACGGAUGUCAUUUUCAAAGAUUUGCCCCACGAUCUCUUGGAUGGAAUCUCAAUGCAAGAUAUUUUUCCUAAGAUGUCUUAUGAGGAUUUUUUAGCAAUGGAUCUAAGAAAUGAUGGUAUAUUUGGUAACGAUAUUCUCAAAGAUGAAAUGUUGUCUUCAGAUGUUGAUGAUGAGAUGAUUAAAUUAUCUGGUGAUAAUAAAUUAACCAAAGAUUCUUCCUGUAUCUCAGAUAUAGCUGAGCAGAAUGACAUAUGGCUACAUCUUGAAGCUAAAAGCAGCGUUCAAGAAUUUAUGGAUGAUUUAUUAAAUUCUAAAUCACAAAAAUUUGGUGGUAAAGAAUUAAAACGUUCUAAAUCAGAAGUCAUCGGUGGUAAUCCAUUGGUAGUUGGUAGUCAAAGACGACAUCACCAGAGAUCUUGUAGUUUAACUUGGAGUUGUAAACUAGAUGGUACUUAUGGUCCAACAGUUAAACGAAGAAAAUUAUCACGACCAUCAACGGCAAUAACGGGUGAAGUUAACAGUUUUGUUGUUGAUUCUGCUGAAAAAAAUUCAAUGUUUCAUGAAUUACGUAUACCUGAAAGUAUUAUGGUUACUGUUGGACGAACGACAUCUCCUACAAUAAAUGAAUCUGUAAGAGAAUUUAAAUACUGCAUUGAAGAUCCAGGAAUAAACCGACGUAUGAUGCCUACAAGAGAAGACAAUAAAGAUCACAAACGUCUGCUCUGGCAUACAAGACAACAACCGCUGAUGCUUCAAGUUGACGGUCCAGCAGAUCCCAGUAGUUCGAGUGAAUGCAGCUCCCCAGAGUAUGAUGUCGAAGAAAAAUUAAAUUCUGACGGGUAUAAAAUAAUUGACAAUGAACAAGACAAUUUAUCGGAUACUGAUUCCGAGGAAAGUCUGAAAAUACCACAGCUGGAUGGCGCAGAUGACAUUUCCAGUGAUGACGAGAGUCACAGCAAUCCAAUGGAUACUAUCAUAUACCUUCCUAAUACUAUUGAAGAUGGUCCAGUGACUUGUAAACGUUGUCAGUGCACGUACCGAACCCACGACAGCUACAACAGACACUUGUCUAACUGUGAUAUUGUAACGACAAGUGACAGUGACUCGGAGACAAUUGACCACAAAUGUGGGCCUUCAUCGUCAAACUUUUUUGAUGAUUCAUUUUCACCACAAUUUGUAACGCUGUCAUCACCAUCACAAGGCCGCACAUUAUCAACAGAUUAUCCAGAUAUACAGGCAACGUCACCGCUUGAAGCUUCAGUACCGUCACCACACACUGGUCUGCAAAUAGAGCCAAUAGCCCAAGCUCUAAUUACACCACAAAUUCAUAGUCACGAGACUGUUGAGACUCUUCAUCAAACAGUAUUGACAUCCAAUGAAGUCAUAGUGCAAACUCAGUACACAAGAACAACUACAACACUACCCAAUUCAUCAGCAACAGUAUUACCUCAGGAUAGCAGUAUAAAAAUAAUUGAAAUAACGGAUUCGCCAACACAUGAGCAGACAUCACCAAGCAUUACACUGUCGACAAAUGACAACAAUCAUCAUCAAGCUGUUGUAAGUCCCUAUGUAUCACAGACUAUCCAAUCUGUUGAUACUCCGGUGGUAAUUAGAGACAUUGACGAUACUCAUGUAAAUCAACAGCAGCAAAAUCAUACAAUUAUUUGCAAUAAUAAAGUAUUAAAACCAAAACCGCGAGUUGUCAAAGCUAAAACAAAAAUGAUAAAACCUCAGUAUAUUAAAAACACAAUAGGUCAGCAGCAUCAUCUUGAGCCGAUACGUUAUCAGACAAUCCAUCAAAAUACAUCGCCGAUGGUUCAUUUACAGCAGGCACCGAGAUCCGCAGCACCAACGGUUAUUCUUCAACAAGUACCGUCUUCAGGAAUAAUGUCAGCUUAUGUUGACACACUUCAGCAACAAUCUGAUCAAAAUUUACAAUACAUCACAACAAUUGGAGGUCAAGAAACGGCAUACAAGCCCCAAUUUAUAUCAACAAAUCAACUAGUACCUGGUGCAUAUAUUCAUGCAGCAUCUGAUAAUCUUUUAGCACUUUCCAAUGGCGGUAUUUCAGUUUUACCAAGUGUACAAAUUGGCCAACCUCAGCCAACUGUUUUAGGAACAAUAAUUCAACAGCAACCAAAUGCUAUUCAAUGUGGAGUUAUAUCAUCAGAACAAUUAGUUUUAAGUUCAACUCCCACUUUAGAAAUGUUUACAGAUUCUACUGGCAGUAUGUUUGUCUCCAGCCAGCCAAUGUAUUACGGACUAGAGACAAUUGUCAGUAAUACAGUCAUGUCAUCAAGUCAAUUUGUUGCGGGCGCAGUACCGCAAGUAUUAGCCAGCAGUUAUCAAACAACCACUCAAGUAUUUCAAGCAUCAAAAUUAAUGGAACCAAUCGUUGAUGUACAGACAAUACCAAGUGUAUCAACAGUUCAAGCAGUUCAAGGAAUUUCUAGUGUUCCUGUACAAACAGUACCAGCACAAAAUCAAAAUAUACCGACAGUCCAAUCAAUCCAAAGUAUACCAACUGUACCUAAUAUUCAUGGUAGUUACGUUGUUAUGAAUCCACAAGCUACUGAUAAUUCAAUACCCACAGCACUAAAUAAUCAUACUGUAAAUAUUCCACCAGCAUCUACUGAUCAAAACUUUGAUGGCUUAUCAAGUUCUAUUAUCAGCACGGAACCUGUAACAGCUAAAUUACAACUCCAAGAACCUGAAAUUGUUAAUUCAGUAGCACCUUAUAUAGACAUGUCUUCAAGAUCAAUGCCAACAGCAGUAUCAGUAUCAGUAUCAGCACCAGCACCAACCCCAGCACCACGGGCAAUUCAAAAUCAUCAAAGUAUACCGCGUAUUGCCGUGCGUCCAAGUCCAGUAUCACAACAAGCCGUCACGCAACCCAAUUAUACCCAGUGGAAAUUUAUUUCUGACCCUAUCUAUAGCGUUGAACAGCAAACUGUCAGUAGUAGCACGAGACCGUAUCUUGACUCAAAACACGUGUCUGAAAAUACGAGUAUGAUAAAGUCUAGUUUAUCAUCAAAAGUAUCGCCACUAUCAAAUCACUGCGUCACGCAGCGUGAUAUUAUUAAAAAAUUAAAUAACUGUGAUGUUAUUAAUAACGUUAAUGAUAUUUAUGUUAAUGGAUUGUCAAGUAAUUAUUCUAGUUCAAUUACUUCACAACAAACUGGACUUAAUAUCAGUAGUAUCAGUAAUAACAACAGCAAUAAUUACAACAAAAUAAUAACAAGUGUGGCACCAACGAGACCGAUGAAUCGAGUCCUGCCGAUGCAGGCCGUUGUACCUAAACCUGAAACCAUAAAACCGGAUAUUAGUGACAUCGAUGAACCAACGAAAGAAAUUAAAUUUACAAUUGAAUCUGAAGCUAUUGAACCAUUAGAUAAAUCGACCAUUGACUUGACUGAUACUUUAGAUAAAAAUUUUGCAGAUAAAUUUUUUAAUGACAAGCCGCUUAUUUCUGAUGAUAAUUUAAUUGACGAUGAAAUUUUAUUUAAUGAAAAAUUGUACGACGAUAAAAAAUGUCAAGAAAUAAUCGACAGUAAAAUAAUUGAAGAAAAAUUAAUUGAAGAUGUUGAAGAUUUUAAAGUCAAGAAUGAAAAAAAAUUCAGUAUUGAUGAGGAGGAUGACGAUGAUGAUGAUGAUAGUGAUGAUGGUGAGGAUGACGAUGAUGAUGAUGAUGAUAAGGAAGAGUUUGAUAGUGAAGAAAAAAUCAAAGCUGAUGAUGAUCAUAGAGAUAAAUUAAAAAAUGCGUCAUUAAAAAUAGUUUUACAAAAACAAGUACAAGAUGGUUCUUAUAAAAUAACGCACAAUAUUAAAACAAAAACACCAACAUCAACAUCAACAACAACAUCAGCUCCAGUUCCUGCUCCAGCUCUUGCUUCUACUCCUGCUCCUGAUGCUGUUGCGACUAAAAAUCCACCCAAAAUAACAUCCGUUGAAAUAUUGCCUUCAAAACAAACUCCUCAUAUCGGGUCACUGCAAUUAUUGCCAAUUAAAAAAUUUACACUGAAAACUAAUAAAGUUGAAGAAAUCCCACGUAUUAUUAUUGACAGCAAUAAAGAUAAAGAUUCAAUAACAAAUUUAUCAAAAGCAAAAUUAUCUGCCACUGCUGUUAAAACAUCAAGAUUUUUAUCUAAAUCAAAAGUCGAUCCACUAAAUAAUAAUAACACCAUAAAUAAUCUGAGUACUCCGAAGAAAAAUGAACCGAAAUUAAUGUACGAAAUAAAAUCACAAGAUGGUUUUACUCAUACGGCGUCAUCAAUGUCGGAGGUUUGGGACUCGGUAUUCCAGGCGGUACAAGCGGCACGUAAGACCCACAACUUGCCACCACUUACACACAAUCCGUUAACAGAAAAUUUAGGAUUAGAUAACAAUGCGACGGUAUAUUUGGUCGAACAAUUAGCUGGUGUCAAUAGAUGUACUAAAUACAAACCUAGAUACCACAAUUUAAAACCACCAAAGUCUUUUGACAGUGAUAUUUUAUCGGGAUCUGAGUAUGGAUCAGCACGAGCUGAACCAUUUAAAGAACGUAAAGUUCAUGAUAUGUUUAGUUGGCUGGCAUCACGACAUCGUAAACAACCGAAAAUUUUAGCGGUCUCGGAAAUGGACGUCAGACGAGCUGCGAGUACUAAUUUACCCAUGGCUAUGAGAUUUAGAAUGCUCAAAGAAACUUCCAAAGAAUCUGUUGGGGUUUAUCAUUCUCAUAUACAUGGCAGAGGAUUGUUUUGUUUGAGAGAUAUCGAAGCUGGGGAAAUGGUUAUCGAGUAUGCUGGCGAGGUCAUACGUGCAUCAUUGACUGACAAACGUGAAAAAUACUAUGACAGCAAACACAUUGGUUGUUAUAUGUUCAAAAUAGACGAUCAUUUAGUUGUCGACGCAACAAUGAAAGGAAAUGCCGCGAGAUUUAUAAAUCAUUCUUGUGAGCCCAACUGUUAUUCAAAAGUCGUUGAUAUACUUGGUAAGAAACAUAUAUUAAUAUUCGCCUUGAGACGUAUUACUCAAGGAGAAGAGUUAACAUACGACUACAAAUUUCCAUUUGAGGAAAUUAAGAUACCUUGUACUUGUGGGUCACGAAAAUGUCGUAAAUACCUCAAUUAAAAUUAUCGUUAAGUAAAAAAACAAA